AUGACCACCGACACAAUGACAGGCGAGACAGAGCCACUAUUGAACUCACACGCGACAAAACCACCACCCCAGCAUCCACAUAAACUACUGAUCUGCAUCGUGUGUGCUAUAUUCUUGCUAUCCGCCGACUUCGGAUUUUUUAUGUCCACCGCGCCGCAAAUGGCAGUAUAUGAGGAUAUAAUCUGUCGAAACUACCAGGCCACUCUUCACGGGGCGGGAAACGAAACUUUGAGUCCGUCAGAGCCCAAUCCGUGUAAAUCAGAAGCUGUACAAGGGGAGUUGGCACUCGUGAUUGGGUAUCAAAAUACAUUUGAUGUGAUCCCUGGUCUUGUACUUUCGUUGCCAUACGGCGUGCUGUCGGAUCAUUGGGGGCGAAAGCCUCUCUUGUAUCUUAGCAUGUCGGGCAUUCUCCUCGCGGAGAUCUGGGCUAGAAUAGUUUGCCUGUGGUCAAGCGUCAUUCCCCUCCGGAUGGUCUGGCUUUCAGCUGUGUUUAAAAUUAUCGGUGGUGGCGAUCAAGUCCUCACGGCCAUUGCCAUGGUCAUAGUGGCUGAUGUCUUCUCUGAAGAUGAGAGAGCAACCGCGCUGUUCCGUUUACAAUCUUGUAUCCAAGUCGCAGAGAUUCUAGCCACUCCACUCAGUGCUUAUCUGAUGACUUUCGGUCCAAUGUUUCCAUAUGCGCUCUCACUAGUCAUCAUCGUUUUGGGAAGCAUUCCAUGCUUUUUCCUGCCCGAAACCCUCAAAAACGCCAAAGGAAAGCGAGUCAACCGAGAAGCUCUAGAACAGGACAGCGAUAACGCGCAGUCUCAGCCUCCGAGCAAGCGGACAGUGUCGCAGGAGGUCACCCGACAAGUUCGCGAGUUCAUACACUCGACGCGCUUCAUCUGGGCUGAUUCCAAUAUCUGUUUAAUGAUAUUUGUGAUGUUUGUGACAGUUAUGAGUCGGCAAUGCACGAAUCUGCUUUUGCAAUAUGUGUCGAAGAAGUUUAACUGGAGUAUUAGUCGGGCCAGUCUCUUGAUCUCGUUGCGGGGCAUAUUUUCUCUCGUGGCGUAUUUGGUCAUAAUGCCAUUCCUAGCCUUCUUAGCCGCCAAACACCUAGGCUUCCGCGGAAAAAGUAGCGACCAUUUCCUGAGUAAAGGCAGCGGCGUGCUUUCAAUCAUCGGAUUCGCCGUUAUCUUUAUAGCCCCAACACCCGCUAUCUUAAUCGGUGGUCAGGUCAUCUUGUCAAUCGGUUCAUCAUUCAUGAUCACAACACGCAGCCUGGCUACUUCGCUCGUACAACCCGAUCAUGCUGGCACUUUGUAUUCGGCAAUUGCCAUUGCACAGGGAGUGGGAACUCUCCUUUCCGGUCCAUUAUUUGCCAACCUUUUCCGGUUAGGUAUGCAUCUUGGACCUGCCUGGAUGGGACUGCCUUUCUUACAAGCAUCCCUCUUUUUCAUUGUUGCUGUCAUCGCAGUUUGGCACAUUAGAAUUGGACCAUCUCCGCGGGCCAAUGAUGAGGAGCAGGAGCCUUUGUUAUUGUAG
Penicillium vulpinum is the source of this 1521-nucleotide messenger RNA. RefSeq lists its product as uncharacterized. The transcript is spliced from 5 exons. Gene Ontology annotation, biological process: transmembrane transport. Gene Ontology annotation, cellular component: membrane. The record is from RefSeq and is a predicted model, not a curated record. Gene Ontology annotation, molecular function: transmembrane transporter activity. Bases 1 to 1521 code for a protein of 506 amino acids. Lineage: Eukaryota; Fungi; Ascomycota; Eurotiomycetes; Eurotiales; Aspergillaceae.